GCGUUAUAAAUAAACUGGGAAAAACAAUAACAAACUAUCUUUUACACACCUUUGAUUACUUCACUUUUUCUGAGGAAAUAAGUUGUGUCAUAACUUUUCAGUAUUUCGGUAAUUUGGAUAAGGUAAUUUUGCUUCCUUGAAUUUCGUAAACGAUUGUAAUGGCAUCGCCGGACGUUGGUAUGGCGUAUCAAAUGCCUCCUCAAAUAAUUCCUCAAAAUAGCAAUGUGGCAACGUCAACUAAAGUGCUUAAUCUUUCGAGAGGUCAAGUUAACUUGGCUCAACCAGUUCAUGGUGUCUACCCUGCAUCAGUACCCGCACAACAGUCCGCCCAAACCAAUGCCUAUAGUCAUUCAACGCCUCAAAGUCAAUCCCCUUCAUUUUAUGCCUAUCCUGAACAGACAGGAAUUGAACAACCUGACAACAAUUUUAAUAGAACAGGUUUUCAAAAUUUUGCUCAACCUCAAGUUUUUACAGUUGGUUCGAGUCAAGCUUCUCAAAUACAGCCGACUCAGUAUCGGCAGCCAAUACAACAAUCUCAGCCACCACAACAGUAUCGAGUUAUUGCUACUCCUUUACAAACCACGAACAUGGGACAAGCGAAUAAUUACCAUGCAGGACAGAAUGUUUCGCAACCUUUUUACAAUACUCAACCCAAUGUCGUUUAUUUCGAUCAGUCUGGAAAAUCACAGCAACAGUUACCGCUUCAGCAACCUUACUAUGCAGAAACACAACGAGAGGCAGGUCAUGUGGUGUACGCUAGACCAACCAGUCAGUCUUACGCUCCUCCGGGAAAUGCCUAUCCAACUCAAGCACAGUUUACACCACAGGCUAACACAUGCACAAUAGCGUAUCAGCCAACCAAUCAGCAGACACCUUCUCCCCAGCCAAUCACGAUUCACCCCAGUCAACAGGUUAAUCAAACAAGCGAGCAGAAUUUUAUUCAGGCACCAAGGUUACAACAAGUGUCAAAUCCUUUGCCACCUUCAACACCUUCACAGUUUCAAUCACAAAAUCAGCAAGUUUAUCCUCAAAUUCAAUCAAAACCUCAACAAUCAUCUCAACCUUACUUUUCUCAAACUAAUUUUAAUCAAACUGAACAGAAACCAGCACAAGUUUCAUACUCCACUUGGAGUGGACAAACUAAUAAUAAUCAAGUGGUUGAUAACAGAGAACAGCAGAAACAUUAUCAAUAUCAACAACAACAACAACAACAACCAGUGCAAACUUAUCAACAAUUUCAAAGUAAUCAAUUAAGCGCACAGAGCCCUUUACCACCGACUGUAUCUAACCAAGUAUUUGAUCAACAAGUACCUAAACGUAUUCCUUCUGGAGGUCAGUCAAGACAAGUUAAGGUUAAAUCAUUGCCAAUGCGUAAUUCAGUUAGCAUAGAUGGCAUUGAAUCAUCUGGUCCACCACAGUUUGUUGUCCAUCCCGUUGGUCAACUAACCAUAGCAGAAGGUGAACCAGCUAAUAUAUCUGCUCGUGUACGUCCAGCUGGCGAUAGUACACUAAUUGUUGAAUGGUAUAAAAAUGGAAAGCCAUUAUCAGCAGCUUCUCGUUUCACAACGACAUUCGAUCGAGGCUAUGCUGUACUGGAUUUUCUGUAUAUGAAUGAGGAUGAUAACGGUGAUUAUUCGUGCGUGGCAACUAACAGUCAAGGGCAGGAUCAAUCAAGCAGUUGUCAUGUGACGAUUAUACCAGAAGAAGGAGUUGUCACUGAAACUCAAUUGCCAGAAGAAUCAAUGAUUGCAAAUCUAGCAAUGAUGGAAGAUCAUUUAAUAAGAAAUGGACUAGAUCGAGAUAAUCGUUAUCAUGAUGAAGUACGUCCAGCACAUCCACCAACUUUUCUUAAACCACUUGUACCACAAAUUGAUCUUCGUGAAUCAGCUCCGGCACAUUUUGAAACAUAUGUAGAACCAGUUAAUGAUAAUUCACUGACAGUUGAAUGGUAUAAAGAUGGAAAACCUGUUAGCAUGGGUUGUCGUUUUAAUGCUGUUUUGGACCGGGGAUUUGCUUCGUUAGAUAUUCAUUAUUGUUAUCCAGAAGAUAACGGAGCAUACUUUUGUGUAGCACGGAAUGCAGCAGGACAAGUACAAAGCAAUGUAGUAGAAUUACAAUGUAAUGCAGAAGAACACAUUGUUACCAGUUCAGUAUUAUCAAAAGAAUCAAUUUCAUAUCUUCAAAGUUUAGAUGCUUGGGAAAGUGAUGCAAUGGCAGGUUAUGAUAAUGUGAAAAAAGACGAAGAAGAACCACCUUGCGCACCAUCAUUUGAUAUUCUGCCUAUUUCUGUCACUGUUACUGAAGGUUCACCAGCUAAAUUCAUUGUUAAAGCAGGUGGUUAUCCAAAGCCUAAAAUAUUCUGGUAUAUUAAUGGGGAAUUGAUGGCUUCCUCUGGAGGUGGAGGAAAUUGGCGAAUAUUUCAAGACGGAGGUAUAAGUAAUUUAGAAUUUCAUCGUGUUGGCUCACCUGGUGAAUUACAUAUUAAAGCAGUCGCAAGAAAUAAUAUGGGUGAAGCUGCGGCAGAAACGCUAUUGACAAUUGAACCACAAUUAGACUUCAGACCAGAUUUACGUCAUGUUGAACCGGAAAAUCCAUUCAAAAAACUUUCGCAAUUGAAAAAAGUAAAAUGUAGCGAUGAACUUUCAUCAGCUUUUCGUAAACCAAAAGCUCAAGCACUUGAUUUACGACGUUUGGAAAGAGCACUUGAAACUCGUGGUCGAUCUGCUGCUGGUGUAGAAGUGGAAGAUGCAGAAAACCUGUAUUCACGUGUUCAAUCUCAAUUACGUUCUAAUAGACGUUCUAGUGUACCACCAAGAACACCACCACCUCCACAACCUCAACAACAGAAUGUUCUAUCAAAUAAUGUUCAGCAUAAUGCACAACCAAAAGCACCAAAUACACAACAGUAUCAACCACAACCGCAACCACAACAACAACCAGCUUUUCAACCGCAAGCAAUGCAAAAUCCAGUACCUCGAGCACAAUUUCAAGCUCCAGUACCACCACCACCACAACAACAACAACAACAACUAAACCAACAGCAACACUUUCAACAGCCGAAUACAACAGUGGUCAGAAUGAAUACACCACAAAAUCGAAAUCUAGAACAAAGUUCACCACCCGUAACAACAUUACAGCCAUUGACAAUCAGUCCACCUGGACAAGCACAAACACCAGUUUCAUCACCGAGGAAUGUUCCAUCUCCUGCUCAGCCAACACCGACGCCGCCUGUUGUUCCCAAUACAACACUACCCCCACCACCUGCUUCACCUUUAAUGUCACCACCGAUUGUGAAUUCUUCAAACUAAUUCACAGGUUUUUAUCAACUCAUCGAUGCAAUCAUCGGAUCAUUCACCAGCUCAAAUGGCUUAUUCUGAUGCAGUCAGCGCAGACUUCACCAUACAACUUUGAGUCAUUUUGUGACAAACAUAAAAAUCAAAAUAAAACAAAAUAUCUUAGUGAAAUAUCAGCACACCAAUCAAUCAUUGUGUCAAUAUUUACGAAUAAAUUCUACAUUGUUUCACAAUGUAAUGUUUGAUUACACUAAUCUCCAGUAUCAUCUUACCCUAAUCAAUUAUAAAGCUUUAACAAAUAAAACAAUGAAACAGAUAGACAUUUUCAGCAAUUGAAUUUUGGCUUCAUGCAUGUCUUACCCUUCCUUUCACAGUUAUCACUGUUAUCUCAGUACACUUACUGUUAUUAUUAUUAUCACUAUAGUCAUACAUCUUGACAUAACUAACAUUAAUUUACGUAUUAAACAAAUACAAAACUACAAAAUUCAUUGCGUAACAAGACAGAUUACAUUCAAUUACAUUCAUGGAACAACAACCACACGCACACAUACACAGUGCAUGCCUCUUUUUACCUAGUUUGUUGCUUACAUCGUUUCUUCUCUCCAUUCUGAUCUAUUUAUUUGCAACAAAAACAAUGACAUCGAUCACUUCUUCUUCUUCAUUCGUCUACAAAACAGAACAAAAUGGUUUGUGUGUGUGUGUGUGUAUUGGUGGUAACAAUGAAUGAAUUCAACAUUGAUAUCUCUAUUUAUGUAUGUGUUCACAGCAAUGAAAAAGCAUUCACUCAACUAAUCAAUCAAUUUAUUAAUUAGCAUAGUUCACAUUGAUGUACGCCCUCUUCAAACGACUGUUCUGUUUUAUGUGUUUUUAUUCAAUGCUUACAUUAUUCUUAUUAUAUCUAUCUAUAUAUAUAUAUAUAUACCACGAACAAAGAGUAAUGCUACUUUCGCUUUCAACCAGUCAAGUGAAAAUUAGAUGUAAACACUUUCAGCUUAUUUUUUAUUUCUAUACUAGACUGGACUUUAGAUUUGCAUUUCGUUUAGAAAGUAAAAAUAAUUAUGUCAUGAAAAUCACAGUUAGUCAAACUUCGUUUCUCUCUCUCUCUCUCUCUAGCUUUGGAACUGUACACUUCUGUUCGGUUGGUGAAAUCACACACAGAAAGAAACAGACACAUUGAAACCCAUGAACAAAACAUCGAAAUUAUUUGACAUUAAAUUUUCAGUCUUACAAUCUGAAUGUUACUUACCCUCUUUUCCCUCUCCUUCAAUUCAUCUUCUACUGAUAAUUUCAAAAGACGAAUUUUCCUUAAAGAAAAAAUGUGGCUUAUAUUUAUUUACGCACAAAGUCAUCAUGGACAAAAAUACUGGAAAUCUCCGGUUUUUUGAGCGUGUUUGUGUGUGUGUGUGUAAGUGUUUGUGUAAUACAAUUCAUGCACUUCAUCUUAUACAUCAAUGAGUGUUGAACUAUUGCUUUCUAUUUACAAAUAUUUGUAUGACUUACCCCCUUUCCCUUUAUUUAAUUAACAAUCAGCAGUUUAGUCUUUAAAAAAUUUCAAAAUUUCCUAUCUAUUGA
Schistosoma turkestanicum is the source of this 4865-nucleotide messenger RNA. Lineage: Eukaryota; Metazoa; Platyhelminthes; Trematoda; Strigeidida; Schistosomatidae. The record is from the annotation of a GenBank genome assembly.